ACUGCCAUCGUAAUUGGAUAUAAUAAUCUAUAUCGUUUGAUAAGCGGUGGGAAUGUUUAUUCCAAAUUGUUAUACGUGAUAAGUUCAUUAUAAUUAAAUAUAUUCUAUAUAGAAGUACUUAUAAUACAUUUUUGUAUUCAAUAAUGAAUUUCAUAAUUUAUUCACGUGUAUUAAAUAAUAAGACUACUUGCCUACUUAGGAACGUAAAUAAUUCCAGAGUAAAUAUUUGUACAAGUCGACAAAGACCACAAAAUAUUGUGGAAAAAGAAAAUGAUGAACCCAUUGAAAUGGAGAAUCCAUUUCUAAAAGAAAGGAAAUCUUGUAUUUUUUGUAAAUAUGAUAUUCAUCCUGACUAUAAAAAUGUCAGAUUAUUAUCUCAAUUUCAAAGUCGAUUUACUGGUAGAGUGUAUGGACGUCAUAUUACAGGUUUAUGUGCAAAACAACAACAAAGAUUAGAGAGAGAAAUUCACAAAGCUCAAUUUGCAGGUUUAAUGGGGUUCAUGACAAAAGAUAUGAAGUAUGUCGAUGAUCCUGUACUUUUACGAAUAGAUCCAUUAAUGCGAAAAAUUCUUUAAAUAAUUUAUUAUAUUUUUAUAUAAAUAAUGUA
Ceratosolen solmsi marchali is the source of this 607-nucleotide messenger RNA. It is a transcript of the gene mRpS18C, whose product is annotated as mitochondrial ribosomal protein S18C. Gene Ontology annotation, cellular component: mitochondrial small ribosomal subunit; ribosome. Gene Ontology annotation, molecular function: structural constituent of ribosome; small ribosomal subunit rRNA binding. The record is from RefSeq and is a predicted model, not a curated record. Bases 144 to 575 code for a protein of 143 amino acids. Gene Ontology annotation, biological process: mitochondrial translation. NCBI's taxonomy places the organism in Eukaryota, Metazoa, Arthropoda, Insecta, Hymenoptera, Agaonidae. The transcript has 4 exons.